Messenger RNA from Pteropus alecto (black flying fox), 2970 nucleotides. RefSeq names its product EPH receptor A8 (gene EPHA8). Gene Ontology annotation, biological process: cell surface receptor protein tyrosine kinase signaling pathway; axon guidance; protein phosphorylation. The coding region runs from base 1 to 2970 and encodes 989 amino acids. Lineage: Eukaryota; Metazoa; Chordata; Mammalia; Chiroptera; Pteropodidae. The transcript is spliced from 18 exons. The record is from RefSeq and is a predicted model, not a curated record. Gene Ontology annotation, molecular function: transmembrane-ephrin receptor activity; protein binding; ATP binding. Gene Ontology annotation, cellular component: neuron projection; plasma membrane.
AUGGAGAGUCCAGCGCUGAAGGUGAAGCUGGAGAAGCCUCACCUCUUCCCGCCAAUGCCCCGCCCAGCUUCCCUGCUGCUGGACCACUCAGGAGACGAGGGGAGGCACCACCUCCCCCAAGUGAACUUGCUGGACACGUCAACCAUCCACGGGGACUGGGGCUGGCUCACAUAUCCAGCUCACGGGUGGGACUCCAUCAACGAGGUGGAUGAGUCCUUCCAGCCCAUCCACACAUACCAGGUGUGCAACGUCAUGAGUCCCAACCAGAACAACUGGCUGCGCACCAGCUGGGUGCCCCGUGACGGCGCCCGGCGCGUCUACGCUGAGAUCAAGUUUACCCUGCGUGACUGCAACAGUAUGCCCGGCGUGCUGGGCACCUGCAAGGAGACCUUCAACCUCUAUUACCUGGAGUCAGACCGCGACCUGGGCGCCAGCACCCAGGAAAGCCAGUUCCUCAAAAUCGACACCAUUGCGGCCGACGAGAGCUUCACAGGCGCGGACCUGGGUGUGCGACGCCUCAAGCUGAACACGGAGGUGCGCGGGGUGGGCCCCCUCAGCAAGCGAGGCUUCUAUCUGGCCUUCCAGGACAUCGGGGCCUGCCUCGCCAUCCUUUCCCUCCGCAUCUACUACAAGAAGUGCCCCACCAUGGUGCGCAACCUGGCUGCCUUCUCAGAGGCAGUGACGGGAGCCGAUUCUUCCUCGCUGGUGGAGGUGCGGGGACAGUGCGUGCGUCACUCAGAGGAGCGGGACACGCCCAAGAUGUACUGCAGCGCCGAGGGCGAGUGGUUGGUGCCCAUUGGCAAGUGCGUGUGCAGCGCCGGCUACGAGGAGCGGCGGGAUGCCUGUGUGGCCUGUGAGCUAGGCUUCUACAAAUCGGCCCCUGGGGACCAGCUCUGUGCGCGCUGCCCUUCCCACAGUCACUCUGCAGCCCCUGCCGCCCAGACCUGCCGCUGUGACCUCAGCUACUACCGCGCAGCCCUGGACCCACCAUCUGCAGCCUGCACACGGCCACCCUCAGCACCAGUAAACCUGAUCUCCAGUGUGAAUGGGACAUCUGUGACCCUGGAGUGGGCCCCUCCCCUGGACCCCGGGGGCCGCAGCGACAUCACCUACAACGCCGUGUGCCGCCGCUGCCCCUGGACGUUGGGCCACUGCGAGACAUGCGGGAGUGGCACCCGCUUCGUGCCCCAGCAGACGAGCCUGGUGCAGGCCAGCCUGCUGGUGGCCAACCUGCUGGCCCACAUGAACUACUCCUUCUGGAUUGAGGCCGUCAACGGUGUGUCCGACCUGAGCCCCGAGCCCCGCCGGGCUGCAGUCGUCAACAUCACCACGAACCAGGCAGCCCCAUCCCAGGUGGUGGUGAUCCGCCAGGAGCGGGCAGGGCAGACCAGCGUCUCUCUGCUGUGGCAGGAGCCUGAACAGCCCAAUGGCAUCAUCCUGGAGUAUGAGAUCAAGUACUAUGAGAAGGACAAGGAGAUGCAGAGCUACUCCACCCUCAAGGCCGUCACCACCAGGGCCACCGUCUCAGGCCUCAAGCCGGGCACCCGCUAUGUGUUCCAGGUCCGAGCCCGCACCUCGGCAGGCUGCGGCCGUUUCAGCCAGGCCAUGGAGGUGGAGACCGGGAAACCCCAGGAGGUAGAGAUGAGGAGGCACUGUGGCUACAGCAAGGCCUUCCAGGACUCAGACGAGGAGAAGAUGCACUAUCAGAAUGGGCAGGCACCUCCACCUGUCUUCCUGCCCCUGCACCACCCCCCGGGGAAGAUCCCAGAGCCCCAGUUCUAUGCAGAACCCCACACCUACGAGGAGCCAGGCCGGGCAGGACGCAGGUUCACCCGAGAGAUUGAGGCUUCCAGGAUCCACAUCGAGAAAAUCAUCGGCUCUGGAGAGUCAGGUGAAGUCUGCUACGGGAGACUGCGGGUGCCAGGGCAGCAGGACGUGCCUGUGGCCAUCAAGGCCCUCAAAGCCGGCUACACAGAGAAACAGCGACGGGACUUUCUGAGUGAGGCGUCCAUCAUGGGUCAGUUUGACCACCCCAAUAUCAUCCACCUUGAAGGUGUCGUCACCCGUGGCCGCCUGGCAAUGAUCGUGACAGAGUACAUGGAGAAUGGCUCUCUCGACGCCUUCCUGAGGACUCACGACGGGCAGUUCACCAUCACGCAGCUGGUGGGCAUGCUCAGAGGGGUGGGUGCUGGCAUGCACUACCUCGCAGACUUGGGCUACGUCCACCGUGACCUGGCUGCCCGCAACGUCCUGGUCGAUGGCAACCUGGUCUGCAAGGUGUCUGACUUUGGGCUCUCCAGGGUGCUGGAGGAUGACGCCGAUGCCGCCUACACCACCACGGGAGGGAAGAUCCCCAUCCGCUGGACAGCCCCUGAGGCCAUCGCCUUCCGGACAUUCUCCUCGGCCAGUGAUGUGUGGAGUUUUGGUGUGGUCAUGUGGGAGGUGCUGGCCUACGGGGAGAGGCCCUACUGGAACAUGACCAACCGUGACGUCAUCAGCUCCGUGGAGGAGGGGUACCGCCUGCCGGCACCCAUGGGCUGCCCCCGUGCCCUGCACCAGCUCAUGCUCGACUGUUGGCACAAGGACCGGGCCCAGCGGCCUCGCUUUUCCCAGAUCGUCAGCAUCCUUGAUGCGCUGAUCCACAACCCUGAGAGCCUCAGGGCCACGGCCACCGUCGGCAGGUGCUCGGCCCCGGCCUUUGCCCAGAGCUGCUUUGACCUCCGCGGGGGCGGGGGCGGCAGCGGGGGCCUCACCGUGGGGGACUGGCUGGACUCCAUCCGCAUGGGCCGCUACCGGGACCACUUCGCCGCUGGUGGUUACUCCUCUCUGGGCAUGGUGCUUCGAAUGGACGCCCAGGACGUGCGUGCCCUGGGCAUCACCCUCAUGGGCCACCAGAAGAAGAUCCUGGGCAGCAUCCAGACCAUGAGGGCCCAGCUGACCAGCACCCAGGGACCCCACCGGCACCUCUGA